Impatiens glandulifera is the source of this 1165-nucleotide messenger RNA. Its product is annotated as probable protein phosphatase 2C 1. NCBI's taxonomy places the organism in Eukaryota, Viridiplantae, Streptophyta, Magnoliopsida, Ericales, Balsaminaceae. The record is from RefSeq and is a predicted model, not a curated record. The transcript has 9 exons. Bases 85 to 987 code for a protein of 300 amino acids.
GAACUGUGUUUUCCAUUUUUCUGGGCUGUGGUGGAAGAUUAAAGCAGGUGACACAACUGUGUGUGUGAGAGAGAAAGAAGAGGAAUGGUUAUGGCGGCAAUGAGAUGUUCAUUCUCCAUUAUCAGAAGUUCAUCCAAAAGGGACCCAUUUCCCAAGAAGAGAAAUAAUAUUUCUAUUUCUCGUUGUUGCGCUACUACUUCAGAAUCAAUCCCUGCUCGGUUAGAUUUGUCACUCCAAAUCAAAACACACCUCAUCCCACAUCCUAAAAAGGUUGAUCGAGGUGGGGAAGAUGCAUUCUUUAUCAGCAGUUACAAUGGUGGAACUAUUGCCAUUGCUGAUGGCGUUUCUGGGUGGGCUGAGAAAAACGUAGAUCCUUCAUUAUUUUCUCGGGAGCUAAUGGCUAAUGCUUCACGUUUUAUUGAGGAUGAGGAGGUUAAUUAUAAUCCUCAAAUUCUUCUGAAGAAAGCGCAUGCUGCAACGUCUUCUAUAGGUUCAGCAACCGUAAUCGUUGCUAUGCUUGAGAGUGAAGGAAUCUUAAAGAUUGCCAAUGUUGGAGAUUGUGGAUUGCGAAUCAUUCGAAAAGGUCAGAUAAUCUUUUCCACAUCUCCUGUUGAACAUUAUUUCGACUGCCCUUAUCAGCUAAGCUCUGAAGCUGUAGGUCAAACUUUCCUCGAUGCCACGGUCUGUAGUGUGCAGCUAAAAGAGGGGGACAUCAUUGUUAUGGGCUCUGAUGGAGUUUUCGAUAAUGUUUUCGACACUGAAAUUGCUGCAAUAGUAACCACAGGCGGCGAUAUUGCCAAAGCAUUAGCUGAACUUGCUCACAAACAUUCUCUCGAUCUCAGAUAUGACUCUCCAUACUCAAUCGAGGCCAGGUCAAGGGGUUUCGACGUCCCUUGGUGGAAGAAACUUCUAGGACAGAAGUUAACAGGUGGAAAGCUUGAUGACAUUACAGUGAUUGUUGGCCAAGUGGUAAAGAAUUAUACAUGAACCAUUCUAAUGAGGAACAAACAAGAAGGAACCAUCUAAUUCUAUUUGUUUGUGUCCUAAAGAACAUUCAAUCCUUAAGAUAUAAAAUCGAAACUAAUGAAAACAGCAUCAUCUCUUCUACAAGUCAAAAAUGCAGUAAAAUUUCUGGCAUUUCACUAAUUAGCCUCGAUUUGUAUUC